Molecule: messenger RNA, 561 nt
Organism: Cylicocyclus nassatus
Lineage: Eukaryota; Metazoa; Nematoda; Chromadorea; Rhabditida; Strongylidae
Source: the annotation of a GenBank genome assembly
AUGGAUCCCCGAUCGUUCCAAUGGAUUUCACCAUAUCCUCACCCUUCCGAGUUGAUAAGAGAACAUCAACGACCGACAGUCCUUCAACACACGCAAUUCGACCACAUCGAAACGGCGUCCAGUUCAAAUUUCUUUUCUCCUUUCACCAUUACUUCAAGUUUCCCCUUCCAAGAGCUCGAUUAUCGCCUUCAUGAUGGUUCGUCUAUGAUUCAUCCACCGAAUAUCGCUGAACCUGCCGUGGUUGAGCCACCGCCGAUGGAAGUGGCCGAAUUGCAAAAGGAUAUUCCAGAACUCAAAUCAUUCACCUUGCAAACGCCAAGGAGCGUUACUGAUCACGAUUUUUCCUUAUUCAACCCCUCUGUGUUUCAAUACCCAGUUCCGAAUGCAGAUCCUGGGCAGUUCCUGUCUAAAAAGGACAUAAAGGAUGACUACAGCAACUAUUCAACACAACCUUCGCAGAACUACUCUACAAAUCCUCCAUCUGCUCAGAUGUUACGAACGUUUACGUUCGCAAAACAAAGCGAUAAUGCUCCUGGUACGACGCAAGACUGCCAGGUGUGA